GCUUUAAAGCACUAUACAUUGCUUGCAAACUUCCUGGGCAGAUGGGUAACGAAAUAACAAAAAUGCGACCAAAAAAGAGAAAAAUGAAAAUUUACCCAUAUGUUGCCGGAAACACUCUGAAUUCUCAUCAGGCAUUUCUAAAAAAACUCACCAAUAAAGGAGCAACGGUAGUGGAUGCACCUGUGGACAGUAAUGUGAUCAUUGUCUUCUGCCCCAUUGUCAGUCGUUAUAAGACUGACAUUGACUCCGCGUUAUCCAGCGUCCCAGGUAAUGGAAGUGACGAGAUGAUUCUGAUUCUGGUGGCAAUGCAUCACACUUUUGACAAAGACUACACUUUGCCGAGGAGCGAGUCGGACAGCCAUGCAGUCAAACUCCAUGUGGACUGUCUGUUUUUUGAGAAAAAGGGACUUUUGACAUGCAAAUGCAAUGCAAAUGCUGUCAAGAUGGUCUGCAAACAGCUGCAUCUCGGAAAGUAUUCUAAACCCAAAAGGGGGAAAAAAGAAGCACAAGACAAAAAAGAUCUGACAAAUCCUGAGUGAUUCCUCAGAAGGCGUCUGUUGGACUGAAGAGAACAAUUCAACUGACUUUCACAUAAGUCUUAUCAAACAGCUCCUUAGCUUUAAUCUUUACUGCAUCAACUUCCCCUCUGCUCCGAGGGUACUUAAAUGAUGAAAUUGUGUGCUUGAAUAAGAAUGCUUUGCUGAUGUGUACAAAUUCUGCUGAAACAUCAUCUUGGCACAAUGUUGGACACUGCUUCCCCUAGGAUAUUUUGUAAAUCAUAUGAUGGUCUGACUCUUUGUCUUGCUGACUUUGUUGAUUCAUGCUAGACUGCAAUAGGAAUCCGGGCCUACCAGGUUUUCUUGAAUGUAUUAUUGACCUAGAUUUUUGGCAAGCGAGAACUCUUGUUGGCCCUUUUAUUCCGUGCAUCUUUAGCAUCUUGCAAUCAUGAUGUGAAAAAAUUCACCAGUCAGUUAUCUUUGAAUCCUCUGCUGUAAUCCCAGUAGAGCCGUUCUUUCUGCAUAACGUUGUUGCUGGUCUUUGAUAAUGAGGCUUUUCAGUUUUCUUGAGGUUAUGGAGUAUUUUCAUUUUCUGUAGCUGGUAAACACCAAACUGCCCACACACUUUAAUAGUGUCAUCAAUCUCCCUGUGUUUUUGGUAGUUCCUGCUCAAUGCAUCUGCAAAACAAAAUCAUUACCUUCAAAUGCAUUUGGGGCCAGGUCUGUUUCUACGUGGGAACAGCUUUUUAAACGUUAGUGAAUACUUUAGAGGCAAAUUUUAUGGGGCUGUUGUGCUUUACAUGCGUCCAUGUGUCAUGAUCUUUCAGGAGUCAGCAUCUACAAGUCCCCUGUUUCUUUAAUAAAUUGUUCAAUAUUCUGGUAAAUAUGCUUAUUCUUGUCAAGAGUAUUU
Messenger RNA from Anoplopoma fimbria (sablefish), 1407 nucleotides. RefSeq lists its product as uncharacterized. The record is from RefSeq and is a predicted model, not a curated record. Lineage: Eukaryota; Metazoa; Chordata; Actinopteri; Perciformes; Anoplopomatidae. The transcript has 4 exons. The coding region runs from base 42 to 539 and encodes 165 amino acids.